Messenger RNA from Ectocarpus sp. CCAP 1310/34, 2776 nucleotides. The record is from the annotation of a GenBank genome assembly. NCBI's taxonomy places the organism in Eukaryota, Phaeophyceae, Ectocarpales, Ectocarpaceae.
UUGGCCGUGCCCAACAUGCCUGCUGCUGCUGCUGUGUCGUUUGGAGAUGCAGGCCCCCGCAAAAAACGCGGCACGGGUGUGUAUUCGACCGCUUCGAGUGAAAAGAGGAGAGGUCAAUUGCGCGACCGGUGUCGCCCCUGUGCCUUUUAGAGUUGUGGUUCGUGCUGAGAGUGUCGGUGGGAUAAAAGCAGCACCACAGUGCCACAACCAGACGUGUGGAGAGCGUCAACAGGAAAUGGCCUCUUGCGACGUUCCAGUUCAUCUAGGCAGCGCAGCGCUUUCGAGAUGCCGCCGUGACGAUGAUGAUCGAGGACCGGCGGGGAGCUUUUCCUCCAGCAACACAGCGGGUUCACCAGCAAAGUUGGCGGUGAGAGGUCGAUACGAUGAGCGAUCGGUGUCCGAAUCACCUCCUGGCUUCGGUAUAGAAAGAGACGACGAUGACGAUGAGGUUGCCGUUGCCAGGCGGUUUCCGAGGGAACAAGACGACGUGAGCAGCAGCGCGAAGACGUCUGGCAACAUCACCAGACUGACCGAUCAUGCCAACGGCAAUUUUCGAAGCCACACGGGCGACAUGGCCGGAGACAGUGGUAACGAUAGCCAGGCCGUCAGCGCAAUAGCCCUCCUAUUGCUUGCGGCUUCGCCUCCUUCACGAAGCAGGCGUCCUGCGGCGUCCGGGCCGGCCGGAGACGGUGCUGCAGCAGGUGCAAUGCACCACGGGACCGGCAACAGUACGUCAAGGUGCACCGCCACCGUACAAGCUGCUUUGGCCGUGCCCAGUGCCUCCGUGUCCAAUACUUCCAGCGUUCAAGAAGGGUGGCGGGUGUCAUCGCACCCAGCUCCCGGGAUGAUCUCCACCUACACCAGCAACUCCUACCUCGGCGUUGUCAGCCGAGGUGGCGAUGGCAGUGGCGAAAGGUGGGCUGGCGUUGACAGCCGCUGGGCUGGAGGUGGUGGUGGUCGAGGGGAAGGAGGAGGAGGAGGAGAGCGAGGAUACCCUGUCUUAAAACUUGACGAAGACGAUAGCAAGUGUGGAAGGACAAGCGGUGGCUGGGCUACGCCGAGUCGAGCUCGAGCACCAUUGACUUCUUCCUCUCUCGCUCCCUUCUCUGCGAACGGCCCUUUACCUUCGGCACCAGCUGUCUCCCGUAGGGGGGAGCGGUGGGCGAGGAGUGUCCCCUACAGUGGCGACGAGUUUGGUUCAGUCGUCAUGCCCGAAGGAACAGCAGGUCAACAAUACUCGUCGAAGCACAGCCAUGAAUUUCCGGGUGACGGUGGCGACGACGGUUCUUACCGGAGCCGCUACGCUGCAUCGUCCCUGGCAUCAUCUCAGGCGGGCGGAGGCGAAGGCGGCGGUGGCGGUGGCCACCAGUACGGUGACGAUCGUGGUGAAGGGCGAAGGGAAGCUUCUACCCACACGAGGGGCGGCGUGUUGCGGAUUCAGUCAGCGCGGAAGCGGGACGAAGCCACAAUGACAGCCCCAGUACCCAUGCGCAUGCGCAGCCCGCUGAGAUCCCCCUCGCCGCCGAGAGCAGCCGGGAGGAAGAAGCCGGACGGCUACCGCGCUAACACGUGGGAAAAAGUAGGCCGAGGGCAGUGCACGUCGCCCAUUGGCCCAAGCCGCGGCAGUGGCUGGAGCAAGCGGUGGGUUCCCGACAGCCCUGGUGCCGGUUGUAAGGCCGGUGGCACACCAGCGUCGAACGGCAAGAGAGGCCGCGGAAGGGACACCGGCAGCGCCAGCUGCUACGAUGAACGAAUCGUCGCUGGUCGAGGAGACCACGCAGAGUUUUCCCCCGGUGGCGCAGGCUCGCACCAACGGCAGCAUCCAUCGAGGGUACGCGAGCACGGCCGGUCACCGUGGCCCCUGAAGAUACCGGGCAUCGCCGCCGAUCAACAAGUCGAUGCCGCUACCGAGCAAGAGAGUCAGAAACGAGAGGAGGUAGAGCCUGCUUUCGCCACUGGGGCCGCCGCCGGCGGUGGGCAAUGGAGAAACGAACGCGGUGCGGCCAAGGAGGCCGCGGUGGAGCUUGGAAGCGGCGAACCUCGGACUUUGAAGAGACGACGGGCCGUCGGCGCUCGAAAGGUGUCCAAAAAUGGAAACUCUAAGGUGCAGCAGAGGUGUGACAGGUGUCCACCUUGGCCAGUAGACGGCGUAGGUUCCGACGUAUUGAGCUUCUGCCCCCACAUGAUACCCUCGGUCGCGGGGAGCCGGCGACCUUUGGCGAUGGACUUGAACAUGGAAGGUUCCGUUGAGGCUUUCGUCGCGGCCCCGGCAAGGAACAGAGGUGUCGCCACGGCCGCCUCCGGUCGACCCUCUCCCCGGAAGAAGAGCAAGAACCUCGUGUGGUCUCAGUUCAGGAAGGCGUGCGACCGCUGCACAGACAAGAAGGUGCGAUGCGACGGGAGCAACCCUACCGGAGGGUUCAAGGCCUGCACGCCUUGCAAGAGGGCAGGAGAGGCGUGUCUCUUCGGGAUCUGCCGUCGCUCGGGACCCAGGGACGCGCACGGACACAAGACAGCCGCCGCGGGCGUCAUCAUGAAGAGGAACGACUUCGAGAAGGUUACCGAACGGCUCGGCCAGUGCCGCACGAAGACGUGCCGAUUCGUCAACAAGGACGGCUCCUUCUGGCGGGAGCACUUCCACUGCAGGGUCGGCGACUGCUCCUUCGCCGGAAAGACCUUGUGCCAUUGCGUCCGCCGUUCGGGCUUUCGCGGUGCAGACUUCCGCUCCACUGCUGGAGAUGAUUUCUCAGGCUGCUACUCGACUGCGGUCGUUUAG